This is a messenger RNA of Rangifer tarandus platyrhynchus (Svalbard reindeer), 312 nucleotides long. Lineage: Eukaryota; Metazoa; Chordata; Mammalia; Artiodactyla; Cervidae. The record is from the annotation of a GenBank genome assembly.
AUGAGCGCAGCGCAUCGGCCUUCUCGACGUUUCCGAAGGGGCGGCUCUCAGAGCUUCCAUUCCGGGCGCCUUCCUGACCUCCCCUGGCUCUGCGCGCGCGGCCUCCGUCCUGUGAACGUCCCCGUGUCCAUCCCUCCUUCAGGGAUGCUGGCGCAUCCCUGCACCAGCAGCCGCACCGUCGGGCUUUCCCGUCCGGGCCGCGCCACCGACUUCGAGCUGUGGGCCGCGCCGGCGUCUGUCUGUCCCGGCAACGCUCCGGGAGCCCUGGGACCUCCCUCCCGGUCUGCGUGGCGCGUGCGUUUGACCUCGUGA